Messenger RNA from Synchiropus splendidus (mandarinfish), 2969 nucleotides. Its product is annotated as AFG3-like protein 1. Gene Ontology annotation, biological process: protein-containing complex assembly; mitochondrial protein processing. The record is from RefSeq and is a predicted model, not a curated record. Bases 130 to 2427 code for a protein of 765 amino acids. NCBI's taxonomy places the organism in Eukaryota, Metazoa, Chordata, Actinopteri, Syngnathiformes, Callionymidae. Gene Ontology annotation, molecular function: metalloendopeptidase activity; zinc ion binding; ATP-dependent peptidase activity. The transcript is spliced from 16 exons. Gene Ontology annotation, cellular component: membrane; m-AAA complex.
CAGCCCACUGACAUUACACGCUGAACUUAUGUAGUCAAUAACACGGAGAUGGAGUCGGUGCUUUGAGGCUUAGACAGUCUACAAUAUAGUCUUUUUCACGCAGGUUAUUGGCUUUGCGGUGCGUGGAGGAUGUCUCAGUUGUUGAGGCUUCUCUCGUCAGCCGCUCUGCCGCUGUGUAGGUCCGCAGGUGCCCGGGCGCGACUCCCAACCGUGACCGCUGGCCGGCUAAUCGCAGGCGGACAUUCUCGGUCCUAUGGGCCGAAGAUCAUCGGAGGCUCAGAUAACUUCCUGUCAUGUCAUCGGUUCCAAUCGGCUCGGCGACGGUGGUAUUCAACAGAACCCAAAGAUGGCAAAGGUGGGGGAACAUCAGGAGGUGGAAAAUCGGGUGGAGGAAAGAGAGGAGGAGGAAAAGACUGGUGGAGCCGAAUACAAAAGGGUGACUUCCCCUGGGAUGAGAAAGACUUCCGCUACCUCGUGAUCACAGCCGCUGGAGUUUCUGCCACCAUGCUGUACUUGUACUUCAGAGACGGCAGCCGAGAGAUCAGCUGGAAGGACUUUGUCCACCGCUACCUGGGCAGAGGAAUUGUGGAUCGGCUGGAGGUGGUCAACAAACAGUACGUCAGGGUCAUCCUGGUGCCGGGAGCUGAUGCUGAAUCAAACUACGCCUGGUUCAACAUCGGCAGUGUGGACACAUUUGAAAGGAACCUGGAGGCAGCGCAUGCAGAGCUGGGCCUGGAGGCUGCACACAAGCCAGUGGUCAUCUACAGCACUGAGAGCGACGGAACCUUCCUCAUGAGCCUGAUCCCCACCCUGCUGCUGAUGAGCUUCUUGCUCUUCAGCCUGCGGCGGGGACCGUUGGGUGGAGGUCCUGGCAUGGGCCGAGGCGGACCCUUCAGCAUGAGCGAGUCCACUGCCAAGAUGAUGAAGGACAACAUCGAGGUUAAGUUCAAGGACGUUGCCGGCUGUGAGGAGGCCAAGCUGGAGAUCCUGGAGUUUGUCAACUUCUUAAAGAACCCGCAGCAGUACCAGGACCUUGGAGCCAAGAUCCCCAAGGGUGCCGUGCUGUCUGGACCUCCAGGGACUGGGAAAACGCUCCUUGCUAAGGCCACAGCAGGAGAAGCCAACGUGCCGUUCAUCACAGUCAACGGCUCCGAGUUCCUGGAGAUGUUCGUGGGAGUCGGUCCUGCCCGGGUGAGGGACAUGUUUGCCAUGGCGAGGAAGAACGCGCCCUGCAUCCUCUUCAUUGACGAAAUUGAUGCGGUCGGGCGGAAGAGAGGCGGCGGAAACUUUGGCGGGCAGAGUGAGCAGGAGAACACUCUGAAUCAGCUUCUGGUGGAGAUGGAUGGCUUCAACACAGCCACUAAUGUGGUGGUACUGGCUGGAACCAACCGACCAGACAUCUUAGACCCCGCCCUCAUGAGGCCGGGCCGCUUCGACCGACAGAUCUACAUCGGUCCCCCUGAUAUCAAGGGCAGAGCGUCCAUCUUUAAAGUCCACCUGCGACCCAUCAAGCUGGACCCUGAGCUGGACAAAGACAACCUGGCCAGGAAGAUGGCGGCUGCUACACCGGGGUUCACUGGAGCCGACAUCGCUAAUGUGUGCAACGAGGCGGCGCUGAUCGCAGCCAGACAUCUCAAUCCUUCCGUCAACAGCAAGCACUUCGAGCAGGCGAUAGACCGCGUCAUCGGAGGUCUGGAGAAGAAGACUCAGGUGCUGCAGCCCACAGAGAAGAAGACGGUGGCGUACCAUGAGGCCGGACACGCCAUCGUGGGCUGGUUUCUGCAGCAUGCAGACCCUCUCCUGAAGGUGUCCAUCAUCCCACGGGGGAAGGGUCUGGGCUACGCUCAGUACCUGCCCAGGGAGCAGUACCUGUACAGCAGGGAGCAGCUGUUUGACAGGAUGUGCAUGAUGCUGGGGGGCCGUGUGGCCGAGCAGGUCUUCUUCCAGAGGAUCACCACGGGGGCUCAGGAUGACCUGAAGAAGGUCACGCAGUCUGCAUAUGCUCAGGUGGUUCAGUUCGGCAUGAGUGAGAAAGUGGGUCAGGUGUCGUUCGACCUGCCGCGGCAGGGCGAGAUGGUUCUGGAGAAACCGUACAGCGAAGCCACGGCGGAACUCAUUGACUCCGAGGUGCGAGAGUUGGUGGACCGAGCGUACGAGCGAACGCUGCAGCUCAUCCAGGAGAAGAAGGAUCUGGUGGAGAAGGUGGGCCAGCGUCUGCUGCAGAAGGAGGUGCUGGACAAGGCGGACAUGGUGGAGCUGCUGGGCCCGCGACCCUUCGAGGAGAAGUCCACCUAUGAGGAGUUUGUGGAGGGAACGGGGAGCUUCGAGGAGGACACCAGCCUGCCCGACGGUCUGAAAGACUGGAACCAGGAGCGUCCAGCGGAGGCAGAGGAGGCGGGGCCAGCUCAGGACAAGCAGGUGGCAUAGAAACCAACCAAGGACAGUGUUCGCCUCUCACCACACGGCUGAUUGUUCAACUCUGGAGGAAGAAUAUUGUCAUUUCUGCCAAAAAUCAUGACUGCACCAUGUGAUCAAGGUUUCAGCUGUGAGUUAUUUAAUUUUGCCGAAUUGUGUUGACUUCAUCGAAGCUCACCUGGGGAGUUAAAACCACCUGCUGCAACAUCAUUUUAAUUUCCCGCUCGCUGACCAUGAGUCCGGUUCCUCCACCGAGUGUAAAUCUUGUACAUUUACACGUGAAUUUUCUUGUUUGGUAUUUAUUUGAAGAAGAGAGAGUUUAGCUCCGGAGGCUUGGCUUCUUCUGAGUUCUGUGUCAGAUUCGCGAAGCAUUUUUUAAGACUUACGUUUAUGAACUAAGGAACUUUUUGAAAUCAACGAUGCUUCGCUGUUCUGUCAGUGAACGUCUCAGAGCAUCUGUGAACUUGAAGAAUAAACCGUCAACUGAGACUUUUUCAGAAGGACAGUUUAUUGAAAUAUGUCACAAUUUCAAAUAAAUAUUGUGCUUUUUAAAA